AUGAGCCUUCACCAUUGUGAUGCUUCCAGAGUUAAGGGAGAAAGGCGUACUUGUGCAAAGAUCCUAGAGGACAUGAUUGAGUUCUCUAGGGAUACUUUAGGCUGCAAACAUAUGGUGGCAUUGGCAUCGCAGAAUACAAAAGGCCUGGGGAAUCGAGUUGUCACGAUUAGGAAUGUUCUUAAACCUUACAAUAAGACCGAAAAGAUAGUUGCAUGUCAUGAGGUGUUUUUCCCCUUUGCCGCGUAUUAUUGUCAUAUGUUGCCUUUAACACAAGUAUAUGCGGUGGAAGUGAUUAGUCCAAAGAAAAGUGGUACAAUCAAUAAUCUCUUUGCAAUUUGUCAUAUGGACAGGACACCGAACCACAUGGCCUUCAAACUACUCAAGACAUCUCCCGGGAAAGGAGAGGUGUGCCACUGGAUAGGCGAAAUGGACCUUCUCUGGGUGAGUUACGACUAG
Molecule: messenger RNA, 456 nt
Organism: Ipomoea triloba (trilobed morning glory)
Lineage: Eukaryota; Viridiplantae; Streptophyta; Magnoliopsida; Solanales; Convolvulaceae
Product: polygalacturonase-1 non-catalytic subunit beta-like
Exons: 1
Coding region: 1-456 (151 amino acids)
Source: RefSeq, a predicted model, not a curated record